Messenger RNA from Pediculus humanus corporis (human body louse), 3357 nucleotides. RefSeq names its product Symplekin, putative. The record is from RefSeq and is a predicted model, not a curated record. Gene Ontology annotation, cellular component: mRNA cleavage and polyadenylation specificity factor complex. NCBI's taxonomy places the organism in Eukaryota, Metazoa, Arthropoda, Insecta, Psocodea, Pediculidae. The transcript has 15 exons. The coding region runs from base 1 to 3357 and encodes 1118 amino acids.
AUGGCUAAAGAUAAUUUAAAUUCCCCAUAUUUUGAUGAUUCUGGGGAAGGUGCAGCCACUUAUAAUAGGGUAAUUGAAUGGUUAAACGAAGCAGCUUUGUCAAAUGAAGCUUCUGUAAAAGUUGAAAAUUUGAGAAAAGUUCAAGAAUUAAUUUUUAAUUCCUCUCAGCCUAGCUUAUUAGAUAACUUUUUACAUGAAGUUUUAGUAUUUCAAAACGACAGAAAUGCUGAAGUGAGAAAGUUAAUUGUAGGAUUCAUUGAGGAAGCUUGCAAACGAGAUAAUGACAUUCUGCCAAAGGUUGUAAUGAAUAUUAAUAUGUUAUUACAAGAUAACUCUGCUCAAGUACAAAAAAGGGUAAUUCAAGCAGCUGGUCCAAUUUAUAAAAUUGCAUUAAAAUGGUUAGCCAAAGCGAAAACAAUUACGGAGGAUAUGGAAGCUGCUUGGAAAGUUUUGGGUCAAAUUAAGCAACAAAUUAUAAACAUGAUUGAUAAUGAUAAUGAUGGUAUAAGAACACUUUCUGUGAAGUUUUUAGAGUUUAUAGUUUUAUUGCAAACAUAUCCAGAAUCCGAUAGUUUGAUUAAGGAAAAUGACUUUUCAUUAGAAGAUAUUCCAUUUACUCUCAAAAUAGCUAGAAGAAGGAAGUUAGAAGAAGAAGCACAAGAGCUUUUUGAUUUGCUUAUCAAAUUUCACGGGUCCCCACAUAUAAGUAGUGUAAAUUUAAUGACAUGUAUGGGAUCAUUAGUUUUAAUAGCAAAAUUAAGACCACAAUUAAUGGGCAAAGUAGUUACAGCUUUGGAAAGCCUUCACAUUAAUUUACCACCGACGUUGUCUAAAAGUCAAGUAAGCUCUGUAAGAAAGCAUCUCAAACUUCAACUUCUAAAUCUUCUUAAACUUCCUGCUUCUUUAGAUUUCCAUAACAAUAUUACAACUCUACUUACUGACCUUGGUGCAACUUAUCAGGAAGUUGUUAAAGCCUAUCCAAAGCCUGACGAAAUCAGAAAAUAUAAACAAAAAAGAUUACAAGAAACUGCUCACUCUGAUUUGCCUUCUAAAAGAAUCAAAUUAGAACAUGAUUUUGAAGAUUCUGAAGUAGACAAUGAUUUAUGUGAAGAUAAAAAAAAAAUUGAAACAACAGUAGAUAUCACUGAGAGAUUUAUUGCAGAGCGUCUGAGUGCGGAAUUGGCAACUCAAUUGGUUAUGUCUUCAAUGGCAAAACUGCCUGACAUAAUGCCUCCACACUUUAGCUCUACUUAUACACCCAUAGCAGCAGCAGGAACAAAGGGACAAAUCCGUCAUGUAGCCAGAUUAAUGGCCACACAACUUGCUGCCAUCAAUUUGGGUCCUGGUAUUAAAUUAACUAAAAAAGCAGUACCUUCUUUAAUGGACGAAGAUGAAGAUGAAGGAAAAAGCGCAUUAAGUGUUGCAUCAGAGAUAGAAGUUAAAAAAAUUGAUGACAAAGUAAAAACAACUUUAAUACCCGCAGGAGCUAAGUUAAGUCGAUUAACUAGAUUAAAGACAUUAAAACUACAAGAGAUUACAAAACCUCUUAAAGAAGAAACCAAAAAUUCACUUAUGAUUUCGGCUUUCGAAAAAAUUUUAAGAGCUGAUAAAUCAGCUAUCGGUGGAGGGGCUUCUAAUGCUAGAUCAAAAAUUAUUACUUUCAUGGCGUCCACAUUUAGCCCUCAUAUAAGAGCAGCCACGUUGGAUUAUAUCAAAGCAAAUAUUAAAUCAAGAGUUGAUUUGGGUAUAUCUUGGUUGUACGAAGAAUAUAGUUUUAUGCAAGGAUUUAACAGGUUUCCAUUUUGUUUGAAACAAGACAAAAAACCGGAUGAAAACUACAACAAUUUACUUCACACGAUAAUAACGGAAGUUAUGUUUGAAGCAAAGUUAGAUUUAAGAGAAAGAGAAGUAUUACUAAACCGUUUAUAUUUGGAAGUACCUUUAAUAACUGACGAUGCCAUGGAUUUAUUAAAGGAUAUGUGUUGUGAUGAGAUAAAAGCUCCCAUGGGUUUAAAAUUGUUAGAGGAUCUUAUUAUUAAAAGACCUCCAAGACAAAUGAAUCUUUUAAAUGCUUUGCUUGUUCACACCUCACAUGAAAAUUAUUUAAUACGUAAUGAAGCUCUAUCUAGAAUUGUCAAUUUAUACAACAGAAAGGAUUUAUCAAGUAUAAUUGAAGAAUACUCAGUUUUUUAUUUAGGAUUUUUAAAAUUACCCUUACCACCUGAUGUACUUUUUGGAACCGACCGGGGACGUCCAGAAAAGACUGAUGCAUGGACAGAAGAAACUAUAAAAGCUUGUUUAUACCUUUUAAUGGCUUUACUUCCAAUGAAUGAGAAAAUGAUUCACGAGCUGGCUCGAGUCUACGUUUCUACAGCAGCUGACGUUAAAAGAACAAUUAUUAGACUUCUUGAACAACCUGUUAGAGGAAUGGGUAUGAAUUCACCAGAAUUAUUGUUGUUAGUAGAACAAUGUCCUAAAGGAGCCGAAACGUUAGUUACAAGAGUCAUUCAUGUUUUGACUGAUAAAGUACCACCCAGUUCUGAGCUUGUUGAAAGAGUACGGGAUUUGUAUCGGUCGAGAGUAUCCGACGUUAGAUUUCUCAUACCCGUUCUUAACGGUCUUAAAAAAGAAGAAGUCAUCGAUGCUUUGCCUAAAUUAAUUAAAUUAAAUCCAAUAGUCGUAAAAGAAGUUUUUAACCGUCUCCUUGGAACACACUCUGAAACAACGGAUUUUACAAGCCCCAUCACUCCUGCAGAAUUGUUAGUAGCUCUCCAUACAAUCGAUCCCAAUAAAUGUGAAUUAAAAGUCGUAAUCAAAGCCACAUCUUUGUGUUUUGCCGAACGUCAAGUAUACACUCAAGAAACUCUUGCUGUUGUUCUCCAACAGCUAAUGGAAAUAAAUCCCCUUCCUACUUUGUUAAUGAGAACAGUUAUUCAAUCGUUGACCCUUUAUCCUAGACUCAUUGGUUUUGUUAUGAAUAUUUUACAAAGGCUCAUUCUAAAACAGGUUUGGAAGCAAAAAAAAGUAUGGGAGGGUUUUAUAAAAUGCUGUCAAAGAACCAAACCACAAAGUUUUCAAGUUUUACUUCAAUUACCUCCUCCUCAACUGGCAGAAGUAUUUAAAGAAUGUCCCGAUUUAAGAAAUCCAUUAUUAGAUCACAUAAUGACAUUUACGGAUCAUCAGAGAAAACAUAUUCCGAAAAAUAUAAUGGACCUCUUAUUAGGCAAUCAAACCGUUUUAAUAGACGAUGAUUCUGAAUACAUACCGCCACCUGCAGUACCUGAGCUCAUUGUAGACAUAAAAAAAGAACCAGUAGACCCUAAUGAACCUCCUCCCCCUGGAAUCAUUGCCGAAUAA